Messenger RNA from [Torrubiella] hemipterigena, 2169 nucleotides. The record is from the annotation of a GenBank genome assembly. Lineage: Eukaryota; Fungi; Ascomycota; Sordariomycetes; Hypocreales; Clavicipitaceae.
CGCCAUCCAACAAGGUUGUUGUUAUCCAGCAGAGGCAAAUAUCACCCCAGCCAUUAUCUUAAAACACAAAAAAAGAAAUAUCUCACCAGCAAAAGAACAAACCGUUGCAUUACUCAAACCGGAAACUCCGUCGUCAUCGCCGGCGUCCACCACCCAAACCCGGGCCUACCGCGCUUGCCUCCGCCCUACCGGCUGGCUGCAGGCUCCACCGGCCAAACACAGAUGGUACCGUCGCUGCAAGUAACGAUCAGACUUUUUUUUGGGCUUCUCCAACUUUUGCGCUUCCCGUUGUUACCACCGCUCCGUAACCAUGAGGGGCCCGGGUGUGUGUCGUCACUGGCAUGGAGGGGCCCCCGGUGGACUCAGCGGACCUAUUACCUGCCCAUGUGUCGUCCAAAAGUCGUGUUGCGAGCCGUUUCAACGUAGCUUUUCCCGUAUUUUGGAGAAGGCGCCUACCUAGACCUCUUCCCAUUCUUUUCUUCUCUUUUCUUUUGCUCCUCACCCCUUCCUUUCAUCAUACUUCUUCCUCUUGUCAUCACAACCUUCACUUGUAGACGACUGCGCCAAGAUGCCCAUCGCCGUCGCCUCCGAGCAGCCUAAAAAUGGCUUGACGAAAUUCACAAACUGUCGCCUCCUGCGAGGUGACAAGCUUGUCAAGGCUGACCUUUGGGUCAGCUCCGAAACAGGAAAGAUUGUGGACAGCCAGGCGUGCUUCUUUGAUCAAUUAGUCCUGCCGGAAGAGACCAUUGACCUUGGCGGUCGCAUCAUCUCUCCUGGCAUGAUUGAGUGCCAGCUCAAUGGCGCCUUUGGUUUCAACUUUUCUACCUUGCUCGACGACAUGUCGCAGUAUGGCAAGCAGCUCAAGGAAGUCAACAAGCUCAUGGUGCAGACUGGUGUCACAUCCUAUGUUCCUACUAUUACAAGUCAACGUCCUGAGCUCUACCAAGCUGCUCUUCCCUACCUCGGCCCAUCUGGCCACUCUCACAAAGCUGAAGACGGUGCCGAAUCACUCGGUGCUCACUGCGAAGGCCCGUUCCUGAACCCCACCAAGAACGGCGUUCAUAACGUCGACGUUCUCAUUGAGGCGCAUACGUUUGAGGAUCUGGAAAAGUGCUAUGGAGCUGCAAACUUGACACCGCAAAACGAGGGCGAUGUUAUUCCCGUCCGUAUGAUCACGGCUGCUCCCGAGCGCGGCAACAUGUCGAAACUCAUUCCCGAUUUGACCAAGCGCAACAUUGUGUACUCAAUUGGCCACUCCGAGGCCACAUACGAGGAUGCGUCCGAAGCUGUUGCCCAGGGCGCCACCAUGAUUACGCAUUUGUUCAACGCUAUGCGCCCUUUGCACCACCGCAACCCCGGAAUCUUUGGCGUUUUGGGAGAAGCCGAGAGCUUGCCCAGACCCUACUACGGCAUCAUUUCUGACGGUAUCCAUCUGCACCCUACCACUGUCAAGAUUGCCUACAACGCCCAUCCGGAGGGUUUCAUCCUGGUGACGGAUGCCAUGCACUUGGUUGGUCUUCCCGAUGGUGCGUACCCGUGGACCAACGGUGAAACUGUCUGCAAUAUUGUCAAGAAGGGCUCGAAAUUGCUGUUGGAGGAUUCGGAUACCAUUGCCGGAAGCUCCAUUACUCUUCUCGAAUGUGUAAACAACUUCCUCGAAUGGUCUGGCGAAGAUAUACCUGCGGCUCUCAAGGCUGUUACUGCCACCCCAGCGGCCAUGAUGGGAGUCAAGGGAGUCAAGGGCACGUUGGAGGCUGGAGCCGAUGCCGAUCUCAUCAUCUUCACUGAUAAGCAAACGGCCGACGGCCGAAGCCAGCUUGUUUUGGAUGAAGUAUGGAAAUUCGGUACGCGCGUGUUCCAGGAGGGACAGGCUGCUUAGAGAAGCCUGACCAAGGCGGCCGGUUAACUAUUACUACGGCUUACGGUAGACACUGUACAUGGCGCGGAGCCACAGCGGCGUUAGCAUUUACAUUCUGUGUGUUUUUGGGUCUUUCUAUUUAGUAUACACCACACUUAGACUCCUCGGGAGAAAAUACCAAUCAAAAGGCGUUUCGUGAUCUUUCCCACUGAGACCAACUUGAUCAUCCGAGGAACCCGUGACAACUGCGUCAAGAGACAUUAUGGCGCCAAGUAAGCCUAUAGUACCACACUCCGGAUCUUGCCUCGUUC